AGUGUGUCGGCGGCGCGCGCGCACAUGUGGCGGCGAAGCGUCGCGCGACGAACGUGAGUGCCGCGGUGUCCAUGUGAAGUGAAGUGCCAACUGACAUGAUGCUGGGCGGCAUGGACGGCAAGGAGUACGGGGCGCUGCACGCCGCAGCCGCCGCCGCGGGCUACGCGAUGGAUACCGACCCGAGUGCGGCGGGUAUGGGCAACCCGGGCGUGGCGGGCAGCGGCACGCAGCAGUACGGAGAGGUGAACCAGCUCGGCGGGGUCUUCGUCAACGGCAGACCGCUGCCCAACGCGGUGCGGCUGAGGAUAGUCGAGCUGGCACAGCUUGGGAUCAGGCCAUGCGACAUCAGCCGGCAGCUGCGAGUGUCGCACGGCUGCGUCUCCAAGAUCCUGGCGCGCUACCACGAGACCGGCUCCAUCCUGCCCGGAGCCAUCGGCGGGUCGAAGCCCAGGGUCACCACACCUAAGGUGGUAUCAUACAUAAAGCAACUGAAGGCGAAGGACCCUGGCAUCUUCGCGUGGGAGAUCCGGGACCGGCUGCUGGCGGACGGCGUGUGCGACAAGUACAACGUGCCGUCCGUGUCCAGCAUCAGCCGCAUCCUGCGCAACAAGCUGGGCGGCGGCGCGCUGUACCCCGUGCCGCCGCUCUACCCCGUGCCGCCGCAGCGCUGCUGGCCGCUGCACCAGCCCUACGACUACUACGUCUACCUACAGGGUCGUCAGCACACAGCAGGCAACCCCCACGCGCUGCCUCACCCCCAUCAGCAGCCGCCCCCACCCCACCAUGCGCAUGCGCAUGCCCUCUGACACGCGCGCCUCGCCACCAAUCACGACCGGUGAUUAACAUAGCCGGUGAUUACUAGAUCGCCACCAGUGGCCAGUGAUCACCCAGUGAAGUGAAGUGAUACUAUUAGUGAUCGUGGUACUAUUUAGUGACGGAGUGAUAUGUGACACUAUUGCAGGGUACGUGCGUCACGACUGAGAUUAGUAGAGUAAGAUAUACUUUGUAUCGCUGUACGAUGUGCGCAGCAUGUUCAAAGGGUCAUAGAUUUGUAAAGUAAUGGUACAAAGAAGAUAUAUUAGGAAUACAAAAUUGUAUAAGUUCGCAUUUCGCAAUAUUACUCGAAAUAUAAAGCAAUGUAAAUGGGAGUUUUUAAUGUGAUGAUGUAAAAUAAAGGUCUGUGUGACACUACUACGCGCAGUCUCAAUAACCUAGCGGAAAUGUCGCCUAUUGCAAAUGAAAUUAAGAUUAAUUUUAUAUGUUAAGUUAUUGAGACUGGUAGUUAGUGUCUCCGACCAUAUAGUUGUCGCCAGGGCCUGGUUCAGAGUGCAGCGUGAUAUAGAAGUGACAAACUGAUCUUGUAGUGAUAAACAUUUGUUGAUAAAAAGUAUUACCUUAUUAUUAUUGUAUAUACGAUACGUUAUCACGUGUAAGAUACAUAGAUUCUAUUCAAUAUAUGUUUACAAGGCGAUUCAUAUCAUAGAUUUGGUAAAAGGAAAAUUAUAAUGGAAUUGUCAACAAUGCUGACGCAGAGAUAAUGUUCGUCAUUGAGUUGCAUAAUUUGUUAUCAAUUACAUAUUUUGUUGAUAAUUCAAAUUGUGUUUUGUUAAAAUUGUAUUCUUGUUAGCUUUGUGGCUACAUUUAUGCGAAGAGCUGCGCGCCGACGGUAACUGUCCGUCGGAAUAAAAGAUUGUACAGUCUACUGGUUCAGUAGCUUGAACAUGAAACGAUAGAAAGUAUAUAAAUGGGAUAUUAUUAAUCUCUACUUAAAUAGCUAAUUUACUAAUAUUUUCUGGACACGAUGAUGUUACUAAUUAAGGUCGCAGGAAGCCGCUGGAUGCAGGUCGCGUCCAACCGGCCUAUCUAGAAGUCAUUGGGGAAGGCCUAUGUUUAACAGUAGACGUCUUGUGGCUUAUAUGAUGAUGAUGUUAAAUUAUACGAAAUACUUUGUGAUAUGAAUCGUCUCGUAACUUGUAGAUACUUAUGUGUAAGUUAUGGUUUUAAUAAACAGAGCGAUGCGGAUGUCCUCAGCUAUUUAUGUAUGGGUGCAAUCAUGUAAAUAUUUAGUUCGAACACCACACGUGUACUUACCUUAAACAAACUAUUAAUAUUACUUCUAAUAUUUAAUUUUAUUCAUAAAACUAUUUGUUGAACAGAAAUGGUAUCUAUCGCACAGAUAAUAAAGGUUAUAUGUUGAUAGUAUGUUUUGUUCAAUUUAUGAUUUCUUUCUGUCUCUAUUCUCUAACUGCCGUGUCUCAAUGUAUGUGAUAAGUAAAUGGAUGUUAUAAUAUAAAUGAAACUGAAUUAAAAUUGUGAUACACUAACUGG
Molecule: messenger RNA, 2328 nt
Organism: Spodoptera frugiperda (fall armyworm)
Lineage: Eukaryota; Metazoa; Arthropoda; Insecta; Lepidoptera; Noctuidae
Gene: Poxm
Product: paired box protein Pax-1
Exons: 5
Coding region: 96-806 (236 amino acids)
Biological process (GO): regulation of transcription by RNA polymerase II; anatomical structure development
Molecular function (GO): RNA polymerase II cis-regulatory region sequence-specific DNA binding; DNA-binding transcription factor activity, RNA polymerase II-specific
Source: RefSeq, a predicted model, not a curated record